Mollisia scopiformis is the source of this 1261-nucleotide messenger RNA. RefSeq lists its product as uncharacterized. The record is from RefSeq and is a predicted model, not a curated record. The transcript is spliced from 2 exons. Bases 68 to 1057 code for a protein of 329 amino acids. Lineage: Eukaryota; Fungi; Ascomycota; Leotiomycetes; Helotiales; Mollisiaceae.
UAACUUUUUAUCCACUUUUCAAUUGUUCUUUGCAGCGAUUUCAUCACAUCGUUGUCUCUUUUGAAACAUGUCAACAAAUCAAGCGCGAACGAAUCUCGGCCCUCUUACUACUACAGCUACACUUCCUUCGUCAUGUCAGGUACCUGUUGAGCAGUGCUCAACAUGCAGUGAAGCUUGGGGAGCACAAACAUGCUUUGCUAGCACGAUAGAUAGCACUGUCGAUUAUGGUGUGCAGGACAAUACCGAUUGUUGGCCAUCGACAACUUCCUUUGUGGCUACACCACCAAUUCCACUGCAAGGAUGGGGAUUCUACUCUCCUGGUCUGGUAUGUCCAAGUGGGAUGUACUCUGCAUGUUCUGCCACUGCGUCAAGGUCGUCGGGGUGGCCGGUUCAAUUUGGAUUGUUAAGUGGGGAAACUGCAGUUGGAUGUUGUCCUAGUGGUUAUACCUGCGCGAACGGUUAUGCGCAAACAUGCUUAACAACAGCAUCUCAAACGAGCUUUCAAGUCGUAUCUUGUCAAUCGGGGUCCACAGGCCUCUUCACCUACCUCACUCUUCCUCAAACCCUCACUUCUACCGUCGGCAGUUCCGCAUCCGUAUUCUUACAGGAUCAAUACGUUCUGUCGGCGCCCCUGAUACAAAUCAACUGGCAGUCCUCUGAUCGAAUAAGCUCGACGACAUCUGGCUUUGGCUCGAGUAGCCCAACAUCCACAUCCUCCUCACCAGCAUCACAAACUUCCUCAUCCAUCUCAACACAAACUUCCACACCCUCAUCAGGUUUGUCGACGGGAGCAAAAGCUGGCCUAGGAGUCGGCAUAGCAGCAGUUGUUCUAGCAUUCGUAGCACUUGCAUUCUUCAUCUACCGAAAAAGAAAGAAUGCUUAUGCACAAACAGGACAAGACUCACCGCCCACCACGCAACCGUUAUAUGAGAUGAAUGGAGGGAAGAAGGAUUAUUACAGUGGGCAGGCGGAAUUGCCGAGUGAGAGAUCAGUCUGGGAACUUCCUCCGAAGGACAACAAACCGCAGCCUCAACAAGUUCAUGAGAUGUAUGCGUGAUUUUGGUUUUAAGGGAGAUUCUGAGAUGCGGUCUGCUUCGUGUGUAUUUUUGAGCUAAGCAUAGUUUUAAGCAUAUUAGUUUUGGCGGGCGUCGGUAUAGGGGCCAAAAGAGCAUGUUUUGUUGCAUUAAAGGGUCGGGUGUAGGGAAAGUUAUACCUGAACGCUUCUUAGACGGUGUUCUUAGCACUGUAGAAUAUUACAAAC